CCUCGCGCCUCUCUAUAAAAGGGAGCGGUGGAGCGCAGCUCUGCAGUGGUUACUUCAGACACACAAAGAGGGAGUGCUCGCUCCUCAGGAAACCCUGCAAGUUCGGAUCGCUACUACAAAAACAUUUGUCUCAGUGGAUUAUCCUCACUGGCAGGAUCCCAGCCAGAAUGAAACUGGUGCACGUAGCCCUGCUCUAUCUCGGCUCUGUCACCUUCCUCGGCAUGGAUGCUGCAAGGGUGAAUGUAGCGACAGAGUUCAAAAGAAAAUGGACAAAAUGGGCACUGAGCCGAGCCAAGCGGGACGUGAAGCCCACAGGCGCACUCCGAGGGCUGGGGGCAGCCGCCGACGUGCAGCCGCUCAUACGGACCCAGGACGUGAAGGAGGAACCUCGAAUCUCGCAUCCCAGCACUCGGGAGGAUGCUCACAUCCGCGUCAAGCGCUACCGCCAGAGCAUUAACAGCUUCCCCCACUUCCAAGCCAUCCGCACGGGGUGUCGGUUCGGGACGUGCACGGUGCAGAAGCUGGCCCACCAGAUCUACCAGCUGACCGAUAAAGACAAGGACGACACCGCCCCCGCCAGCAAGAUCAGUCCCCAGGGCUACGGCCGCAGGAGGCGCUCCCUGCCCGAACGCCUCGGCCCUGCGCGCUCCCCCCGGUCCGAGCGGCGCCUCCGGACGCCACGGGCGCAGCCGCUCGCCGCCGUCUUCGGGGUUUGAACUCCGUGCUACCGGCCGAGGCCGUCUCGGAUGGGUGGACUUAAGUAUGGACGCUCCGGAGGUCCGCUGCUGCUCGGCGGCCGCCGCCAGUAUUCGCGGAGAGCGACUGUCCAGGCGGAACGCCGGUGCGCCCUCCCAGGGCCGGGGACGGCGGAGCGGCGGGCCGCGCUGCCAGGGCCCGGCAGGGUGAGGAGCAGCCGGUUCUGCGGCCCGCGCCCCGCGCUGGGGGUCGGAGUGGGGAAGCUGUGAAAGCCGCGUCCCCCUGGGAACGCGCAGAGGCUGCUUCCCCGGUCCGCCGCAGCGGCGGGCCGGUCACUGACUCUUUACCCUCCGCGCGAGGCACCGCUGGUUCCGGCGCCCGCCGCCGCCUGGGACUGGAAGGCGCCAGAGGCGCCUCUACCCUGCCGGCCGCCAUGUCGCCCCCUGCCCCGCCGCUGCACUCGGGAGGGGGGGGGCGGGCCUUCCUUGCCGGCGGGCCGCCCUCAGAACUGCCCCGGCCCCGUCUGCCCCGAAGAGGGGCUGCUCAGGGGAGACCCACGGCCGGGGAAACCCGCCGGCGGGCGCCGGCCGCUGCGCUACGCCCCCGGACCCUGGGACCGCGGCCCCCGCCUCGCCCGCUGCCCAUGGCUGUUUGGGGGUGCGCGUUCGGCCCUCGGCAAGGACAUGUCGCCCACAUCUGCUCUACCCUCUGCGAUAUCUGCACCCGGCAGGGAAUCGGACACUCACUAGUCCCUGCGGGGACUGUAAUAUACUUGAACCUUCCAGAGAGGAAAAGUGCAAUUGUACGUGGUUUUUGUUAAUUUUAAGUGCGGUGUGUGUGGAUCAUGAGAUACGUAUCGAUAUUUAAGAUUGUCCUCUGUCAUGUCCUGUUUGUAUCUUUUUUUUUUGAAAAUAUAUUUUAUUUUUAUACGUUUUAUAUAUAUAUUGCAUAAGGGCAUUUUUAAACUUUGUAUCCCCUCUAUUU
Pezoporus occidentalis (night parrot) is the source of this 1680-nucleotide messenger RNA. RefSeq names its product adrenomedullin (gene ADM). Gene Ontology annotation, biological process: regulation of systemic arterial blood pressure; positive regulation of heart rate; adrenomedullin receptor signaling pathway. The coding region runs from base 168 to 716 and encodes 182 amino acids. NCBI's taxonomy places the organism in Eukaryota, Metazoa, Chordata, Aves, Psittaciformes, Psittacidae. The record is from RefSeq and is a predicted model, not a curated record. The transcript is spliced from 4 exons. Gene Ontology annotation, molecular function: hormone activity; adrenomedullin receptor binding. Gene Ontology annotation, cellular component: extracellular region.